CGGGCCUGGGCACCGGGCGGGGCGCGCCGCACCAUGCUCGGCGGGGGCUGGCGGGGCCUCGGCACCGCCCUGGCCGUCCUGGGAGCUGGGGCCCUGCUCCGAGCCGGGGUGCGCCGAGGUUUUUAAGCUGACUCACAGCCCCAAGUAGGAUUCUUCUGUUCCAGAGGAACGCUCAGCAGUCACUGUGCCAGACUGACCUUUGUCCAGCUGUUUCCUCUCCGCUCUUCUUUCCUGCCCCUGGAAAUCUUCUCUCCAGUUGAGGUCCAGCACAGCUGCGAGCUGUCUUCCUGCACACAGAACACGAGCGGAGGAAGUCUAAGACGUUCACACAAGCCGACAUGAAGGUGGAAUUACUUCCAGCCCUCACAGACAACUACAUGUACCUCCUCAUAGAUGAGGAAACGAAGGAGGCUGCAAUAGUUGAUCCUGUGCAGCCCCAGAAGGUUUUGGAUGCAGUCAAAAAGCACGGCGUGAAGCUGACGACUGUCCUGACCACACAUCAUCACUGGGACCAUGCUGGAGGAAAUGAGAAGCUUGUAAAGAUGGAGACGGGGUUGCGUGUAUACGGGGGAGACAGCAGAGUCGGAGCACUGACACAGAAAGUGUCUCACCUGACAUCACUCAAGGUGGGAUCUCUUAAUGUGAAAUGCCUCUGUACGCCGUGUCACACUUCUGGACACAUCUGUUAUUAUGUGACUAAGCCAAAUAGCUCCGAGCCACCUGCUGUUUUUACAGGGGACACGCUGUUUGUGGCUGGUUGUGGGAAAUUCUUCGAGGGAACGCCAGAGGAAAUGUACAGAGCGCUGAUUGAGAUUUUGGGCAGCUUGGACCCCCAAACGAGAGUUUACUGCGGUCACGAAUACACGAUCAACAACCUCAAGUUUGCUCGACAUGUUGAACCCAAUAAUGUCAAUAUCCAGGAAAAGCUUGCCUGGGCCAAGGCAAAGUAUGACAGCGGUGAGCCAACCAUACCCUCCACCAUUGCGGAAGAGUUUACGUACAACCCCUUCAUGCGAGUGAGGGAGAAGACGGUUCAGCAGCACGCUGGGGAGACCGACCCCGUCCGAACAAUGGGGGCCAUCAGAAAAGAGAAGGAUAACUUCCGAGUCCCAAAGGACUGAGCACUCUGCCUGGAUCACUUUAAUGUCAGUUUAAGUGUAAUUUAGAUUAUUCAGAUGUUUUAGGAGUUGAACCUUCUGUUGUGGUUGAGAAAGUCAUAUUUAGGUUUUUAUUUUGUUUUAAUUAAGAAAAAAAAGCACUUUGCCCUUGUUGAGAUCUUCUACAGCAUAUUUAUAUUACGAUGAAGAAUAUUUAUCCUUCUGUUGCUGGCUCUCAAACUGUCACAUGUGUCACAUGCAGAUCAUUUUACAAGUGUUGGUACGUGGCUCAGAGUCUGGGGUGGGGAAGGGUCAAACCUUGAGGUCUAGGAAAGAACUCCUGUUAUUUUUGUUGGAGCCAGAUGCAAAUGCAGACACUGGGACUAGGGCCCAAGAUGUCUUCAUUUAAAACAGAGACAAAAUGCAGUGACUACAUUGCCGGCUGAAAAUCUGAACUGCUGCUGCUUAAACCUUUGAGUCUGUUGCUUCUGGCUCCACUGAAACUGGUUCUCCGUGACAGACCUCCUCUGCCACUGCCAGUUCCGGGCUUAGUUUGUGACAUACGCAGGGUACUGGGGAAUGGCACACGUGGACUCUCCAGCUUUCCUCUUCUCUCUGACAUUCCUUCUCGUGGACUGCAGUAACUUUUCCCAGCAGCGUGCUGGCUUAGAGUUUGCACUGUUGCUUAUACCUACCCUUUCACUCUUAAGCCUGUUUGCAUGUAGCUGCUUACUGCUCUUAAGUGUGAUCUGUGUUACUUGUAUUAGUACCACACAAAUGAAGAAGGGAUUUGUUGGCUCGUUCAAAACCCUGAGAAGAAACCACUUACCUAGUGACUAACUGUGUGUCUAACAGCUGAGCAGCGAUGAGACUCCUCCAACAGACGCCUUGCUGCCGAUAGCCAGAGCAGCUGCUUUGUACCUUGCCGUGAGUAAUGUGGCAAACGAGCAUUUCUUAGCUGGGCGCUGUUCCCCAGCGAGAGAGCAGCUGUUGUGGGGAGCGCUGGCAGCAGCCGCGCUGGGCCCGUGAGCCUGGGCGACUCCAGCUUAGGGGCCUGGCUUACAGCAGAUGCUGCUGGGCCUGAUCUCCCACCCUGCAGCCACUGCCUGGGCCAGCCUCUCUGCUGGAAAGGCCGCAGCAGUGAUGUUCUAAAUGAUGAGGGUGUCCGCAUAUUGCCAGAUUAAACAGGGCUCAGAUCUCAGACCCCCUGAGAAACCACAUUAGCCUGGAGUGUUUCUUUUUCUUGGUUAGUCCAUGGGGCUUAAAAGCCAUCUCUGUUCUCAGAAUUGUGCUGUAUGACCCCAGUCUGCAGCCGGCUUGAAAACUGCAGGGAGGGAGCUUCCCCUCGGGCUGUUUUUCUCACAGAGAAUAGUGUGUCGACGUGCAUGAAUGGGAUAAACUUUGGGGGAAAAUAAAUCCAGAUUUUCAGUGAGUUGGUCACCCCCUUCCUGCACUUCCCAUCCUCCGUCUCAGUGUCUUUAAAGAAGAGGGAUGAGAGUGAAGGGUGGUAGGACCCAGCCUUGUGGGCUCGGCAUCUGUGUUUCUUACGCAUCUUCCUUCUAAUCAUAUUUUCUUCCUUGUUUCUUGGUCUCGGCUGCAUACUGCAGAUCUGCUCAAGUACAAGACAUUUUCAAAGAAAUGCUUUGCGGCUGAAACUAGCAAAAGAUUAAAAUAAUUUUGGUUCCAGUUUCUCCCUCUCUCCCCAGUGCAUGUUGGUAAGUAAUGCCACGAUGGAGUCCGUAACCACCUGGGUGUCACCGGUGUAACUUGGGUCUGUUGUUCUAACGAAUGCGCUCAAUGGCAGUGUAUGAGCGGGAUUUGGUGUAGCACCGUUUCUUUAUUUGCUUUAAAAAAGUAAAUUUUAUGUAGUUCAGAAAGAAAAGUGGUACCUGAAACUUUACUGCCUCCUUAACUUGAAUGCUGUGCUGCUACAACGGAGCAUGACUGUACUGAUGGCUGUUUGACAAAUGAGCAAAUAAAUAAUAACAGCUGUAAACCGA
Chroicocephalus ridibundus (black-headed gull) is the source of this 3097-nucleotide messenger RNA. RefSeq names its product hydroxyacylglutathione hydrolase (gene HAGH). The transcript is spliced from 12 exons. Gene Ontology annotation, cellular component: mitochondrion. Lineage: Eukaryota; Metazoa; Chordata; Aves; Charadriiformes; Laridae. The record is from RefSeq and is a predicted model, not a curated record. Gene Ontology annotation, biological process: glutathione metabolic process. Bases 339 to 1121 code for a protein of 260 amino acids. Gene Ontology annotation, molecular function: hydroxyacylglutathione hydrolase activity.